Mercurialis annua (annual mercury) is the source of this 1202-nucleotide messenger RNA. Its product is annotated as peroxidase P7. The transcript has 4 exons. The record is from RefSeq and is a predicted model, not a curated record. NCBI's taxonomy places the organism in Eukaryota, Viridiplantae, Streptophyta, Magnoliopsida, Malpighiales, Euphorbiaceae. Bases 76 to 1035 code for a protein of 319 amino acids. Gene Ontology annotation, molecular function: heme binding; peroxidase activity. Gene Ontology annotation, biological process: response to oxidative stress; hydrogen peroxide catabolic process.
ACUUCAUUAUAUCAACACAAACCAUAUAUUAAACUGUUUUAUACAACAUAAACCAUAUAUUAUAUUGUUCUAUCAAUGGAUUUUUCUUCAUAUUUCAAAGUUUUAGCCACUUUAUGUCUCCUAAGUUUGAGCAUAAUUAGUACUAAUGCUCAACUUUCACCAAAUUUCUACUCCAAAUCUUGCCCUAAUCUUUUUUCUACUGUGAAACCUGUUCUUCAAUCUGCCAUUAAUAAGGAGAAGCGUAUCGGGGCAUCGCUUGUUCGCUUGUUCUUUCACGACUGCUUCGUUAACGGAUGUGAUGGUUCAAUUCUUCUGGAUGACACGUCAUCCUUCACCGGAGAAAAAACAGCAAAUCCGAACAGAAAUUCAGCCAGAGGAUUCGAUGUGAUUGACAACAUUAAAUCCGCCGUUGAAAAAGCUUGCCCCGGUGUCGUCUCUUGUGCUGAUAUCUUAGCCAUUGCUGCUAGAGACUCCACCGUUACUCUUGGAGGUCCAAGUUGGAAUGUAAAACUUGGAAGAAGAGAUGCAAAAACAGCAAGUCUUUCUGCAGCCAAUAAUGGAAUUCCACCACCAACUUCUAAUUUGAACCAACUCAUCUCUAGAUUUAAUGCUCUUGGCCUCUCUACUCAAGAUAUGGUUGCCUUAUCUGGAUCUCACACUAUUGGACAAGCAAGGUGCACAACUUUUAGGGCAAGGAUAUACAAUGAGACCAACAUAGACACAACCUUUGCACAAACAAGAAGAUCAAACUGCCCAAGAACCGGUGGCGACGCCAAUUUAGCACCGCUCGAUUUGCAGACCCCGACGUCUUUCGACAAUCACUACUACAAGAAUUUGGUGGCUCAAAAGGGUUUACUUCACUCCGAUCAAGUUUUAUUUAACGGUGGAUCGACCGACGCCAUUGUUCAAACUUAUAGUAACGGACAGGGGAAUUUCUUUUCUGAUUUUGUUUCUGGUAUGAUUAAGAUGGGAGAUAUUAGUCCACUUACUGGCUCACAAGGAGAGAUUAGAAAGAAUUGUAGGAUAAUUAAUUAGUUUAAUUAUGGGAAUUUGGUGUUGUUGGCACUUUGAUUUAGUCUUGUAAGAAUAAUUUAAUGUGUGUCUAAGGUUUGUGUUUGGGUUAUUUUUGUAUUUUUGUGGUCAAAUGAAUCACAUAUAUGUCUUUGAAAUCACUUUUUAAUAUAAAGUUUGUUUUGGUCCAA